AUGGCCCUCAAUCUCGUUGUUUCUCUCGUCUCCAUCCUCAUAUCCUCCAUUUUCCCACAACCAAGAGCUUUCCAACACCCUCAUGAUUUGUUCGGCCUCUCGCCGAACUCCGCCAACUUCAUCAGCUCCACAAGUUCACCCACUUCAUCCACUUCAAUUCCUCUAACCCCUUCAAUAGGCGCCCCUCCUCUGGCCCCUGCAUUAUUUGUCAUUGGAGACUCCUCCGUCGACUGCGGCACCAACAAUUUCCUCAGCACGCUUGCACGUGCUGACCGGCUCCCUUACGGUCGAGACUUCGACACGCACCGCCCAACUGGACGGUUCUGUAAUGGAAGAAUCCCAGUUGAUUAUCUUGCUUUGCGUCUUGGACUUCCCUUUGUACCAAGUUAUCUUGGGCAGUCUGGAAGCGUGGAAGAUAUGAUCCAUGGAGUGAAUUAUGCAUCUGCUGGUGCUGGGGUUAUAUUCUCAAGUGGUUCGGAAUUGGGUCUACACAUCUCGUUCACCCAGCAAAUUCAGCAGUUUACAGACACCUAUCAGCAGUUUGUAUUAAGUAUGGGCGAGCAUGGUGCAAAUGAUCUCAUCUCGAAUUCGGUGUUCUACAUUUCUAUUGGAAUUAAUGACUACAUACACUACUAUCUCCGUAAUGUAUCCAAUGUGCAAAACCUCUUCCUGCCGUGGAGUUUCAACCACUUCAUAGCAUCUACAAUAAAGCUGCAAAUCAAGAACCUGUACACCGUGAAUGUCAGGAAAGUGGUGGUCAUGGGGCUGGCACCUAUUGGUUGUGCUCCUCACUACUUGUGGGAGUACAGAAGUGAGAAUGGAGAGUGCAUUGAAGAGAUAAACGACAUUGUUAGGGAGUUCAACUUUGUCAUGAGAUACAUGAUCGAGGAGCUCGGCGAAGAGCUUCCUGAUUCCAAAAUCAUAUUCUGCGAUUUGCUUGAAGGCUCCAUGGACAUAAUAAAGAAUCAUCGACGCUAUGGUUUCAAUGUGACUGCUGAUGCUUGCUGUGGGUUGGGUGAGUAUGGGGGUUGGAUCAUGUGCUUAUCAUCAGAGAUGGCUUGCAGUGAUGCUUCCAAUCAUAUAUGGUGGGACCAGUUCCACCCAACUGAGGCAGUGAAUGCCAUACUUGCAGACAACAUCUGGAAUGGCCUGCACACAAAUAUGUGCUAUCCCAUGAACUUGGAGGAAAUGGUUGUUUCUAAGGAAAAAUGA
Molecule: messenger RNA, 1212 nt
Organism: Juglans regia (Persian walnut)
Lineage: Eukaryota; Viridiplantae; Streptophyta; Magnoliopsida; Fagales; Juglandaceae
Product: GDSL esterase/lipase 7
Exons: 5
Coding region: 1-1212 (403 amino acids)
Molecular function (GO): hydrolase activity, acting on ester bonds
Source: RefSeq, a predicted model, not a curated record